GACUCUGGGCCAUUGACCGCCCAGGACAGGAGCGUUUUCUGCGGGCCAGGGCGGCGGAGGCGGGACUUCCGCUUCUUCGUGUGACGUCAUCUCCGUGGGCCGGCUUGGCCCUGAAACAGUGUGGGGCCUAGAGCGCUGGGUGGGCGCGUUCUGCGGCCUGAUCAGGGAAGGGUAGUGAAGCGGUUACGCCCCUUCUCCGCGUCUUGGCGGGAGCCUGACGCCCCGCUUCUCCCCUAACGAGGCGUCCCACUGGCGCCCACCGAGGCCUAGGCCUCCGCAGCCGCCCUCCAUCUCCUCAGCCCCAACGCUGCGCCCUGGGCCUUGUGCGCAUUUUUUUGGGGGGAAAACUGAGGCUCAGAGUGCGAAAGUCAGCCGAGGUCGCCCCGCCCAGGACAGAGAAGGGCUGUGGUCGGCUGAUCCGCGGCAUUCCCGGGAUGGCGGCGGCGUGGAUGGCUCCGGCGCAGGAGUCUGUGACCUUCGAGGACGUGGCUGUGACAUUUACCCAGGAGGAGUGGGGGCAGUUGGACGUGACCCAGAGGGCCUUGUACGUGGAGGUGAUGCUGGAGACCUGUGGGCUUCUGGUCGCACUGGGUGACAGCACAAAACCUGAGACCGUAGAGCCUAUCCCUUCUCACCUGGCCUUGCCUGAGGAAGUCUCACUGCAGGAACAACUGGCACAGGGAGUCCCAGGAUACUCCUAUUUUGGGCAGGCCAUGGAUCAGGAUGGGCCAUCUGAAAUGCAGGAAUACUUUUUGAGACCAGGGACAGACCCACAGAGUGAGGAUCUCCACGGGAAAAUGAGCCUUGAAAAUGAAGGUUUGGCGACAGCUGAUGGUAUAUGUUCAAUGAUGAUACAGAACCAAGUCUCACCAGAAGAUGCUCUUUAUGGAUUUGACUCAUAUGGACCAGUUACAGAUUCCCUGAUUCACGAAGGGGAAAAUUCCUAUAAAUUCGAGGAAAUGUUUAACGAUAAUUGCUUCCUUGUUCAGCAUGAGCAGAUUCACCCUCGUGUGAAGCCCUAUGAUUGCCCGGAAUGUGGGAAAGCCUUCGGCAAGAGCAAACACCUCCUUCAGCAUCACAUCAUCCAUACUGGGGAGAAGCCCUAUAAAUGCCUGGAGUGUGGGAAAGACUUCAACCGCAGGUCACACCUCACACGGCACCAGCGGACUCACAAUGGAGAUAAGCCCUUUGUGUGCAGCGAAUGUGGAAGGACCUUCAACCGCGGGUCACACCUUACACGGCACCAGCGGGUUCACAGUGGAGAGAAGCCUUUCGUGUGCAAUGAAUGUGGAAAGGCCUUUACCUACCGCUCCAAUUAUGUUUUGCAUAACAAGAGCCACAAUGAGAAGAAACCCUUCGCAUGCAGUGAAUGUGGAAAAGGCUUUUAUGAGAGUACAGCCCUCAUUCAACACUUCUUUAUCCAUACUGGGGAGAGGCCCUUUAAGUGCCUUGAGUGUGGGAAGGCCUUCAACUGCAGGUCACACCUCAAGCAGCAUGAGCGGAUUCACACUGGUGAGAAGCCCUUUGUGUGCAGUCAGUGUGGAAAGGCCUUCACCCACUACUCCACGUAUGUCUUGCAUGAAAGAGCCCACACCGGAGAAAAGCCUUUCGAGUGCAAAGAAUGUGGGAAAGCCUUUAGCAUUCGAAAAGACCUCAUUCGCCACUUCAACAUCCACACUGGAGAGAAGCCCUAUGAGUGUUUACAGUGUGGAAAGGCUUUUACCCGCAUGUCAGGGCUCACAAGGCACCAGUGGAUUCAUACUGGAGAGAAGCCCUACGUAUGCAUCCAAUGUGGGAAAGCCUUUUGUCGGACCACAAACCUCAUUCGACACUUCAGCAUCCACACUGGAGAGAAGCCCUAUGAGUGCGUGGAGUGCGGGAAGGCCUUCAACCGCAGGUCACCCCUCACAAGGCACCAGCGGAUUCACAAUGCAGAGAAGUCCCAUGAACGCAUCCAGAGUGGGAACGUUUCUUGCGAGAGCACAGAUCUCGUUCAACACUCCGUCAUCCAGACUGAGAGUAGCCCAGAGAGUGCAGCGAAUACGGAAGCGCCUUCAAUUGCCGCUCAUUCCUCCUCACUCGACAUCAACGGAUUCAUCCUGGAAGAAACCCUACCAUUGUAACAGAUGUGGGAGGACCUUUUACACACUUCAGUCAACAUCCACGAAUUCCUGUUAGGGAAAGAGUUUUUGAAUGUCACCACUGAAGAAAAUCUGUGGUGAGAGGAAACAUCGUACCGUCUGGUCAUUCAUACUGAAGAGAAGCUUCAUAAGCAUCGUCUUUGUGUGAAAACCUGUUUUAGAUAAUCAUUUGUCAUCUAAACAAUUAUGUUAGAAAUUGACACAGCCAAGAGUCUUAUUCUACAUCUGAUAAUUCACCCAUGAGAGAGACCCAAUGGUUAUUGUGCACUUAGGAAAACCUUCAGCCACAUCUUUCUUGUUAGUUUACAGUGAAAUGUUAUCUCAGGGACAUUCAAGCAAAGGAGGAGGAGUCAUAGGGAAGAGAAAGAAAUGGAAGCACAGCUUCUUUCAGACUUUCCUGACAAGCCCAUGGCAAUUUGUUAUCUCCUCGUUAUUUUAUUUGGGAGAGGAAAAUGUUUCAGAAACAAAAGGGCCUCAUCCCCUUCAUUUUCCCUGUGUAUACAUUCACUGCUGUCCAGUGCUGUAGACAAAUGGUUUGUUUGAAAACAUUUUGUGAAAGCCUACUUUGUUCCACAGCAUUGUCUCCACUCUUGAGGAGCAGAAGCAUAUAUCUUUAUGAGAAAGAUGGAGGCUUGAGUUAUGAAAUACUUUGACAUUUAAGGAGAUAAGGAUGUGCAUAUGAAUGGGCACAUUUUACUGCACACUUCAAACGCUUUGAUUUUUUUAAAAAAUUGUUUCUUUUUGUGUCUUUAACCACCCAGUACACAUACUUUUUUCUUGAUGUGGAUCUACUUAUUAAUUUCUUUUUCUUUAUUUUUCUGCGGGAUGGAGAUGAUAUUGUAGCUGUUUGUACAUAAUAUAAUCCAGGGAGUCCUAGUUCUUCCCUCUGAUUGUGGUUUCUCAGCUUCUUUACUCCUCUUUAGAGAGAGUAAAUAGUUCAAAGUUCACCUCAGCAAUUUUCUAGAGGACAUUUUGGAACCAAAAAUGAAAUAAGACAUGUAGCUAAAUUAAAGGAUUAUGAUAAACUCAGAAAAUACACACAAAGAAGGAAUCUCAUUUUUCAGUCUUACAGAAGAUUGUGUGUAGGCUGACUAUAAAGUGACUGGAAUUUUAACAGGUGAACCUGCAUGUGUAUGUGCAGGUAGUUGUCACUACGGAUUUAGUCCAGUCAUAGUAAUUAAUAUGUUUAAUCAGAAUAUUUUGGAAUUUCUCUUUUGGUAUUCUUUUUGUUUCUUUUAUUGUUUUUAAUUGACACAUAAUGUUUAUGGGGUUCGGUGUGAUAUUUCAAUAUAUGUGUGCUAAGAGUAAUGAUCA
Piliocolobus tephrosceles (Ugandan red Colobus) is the source of this 3455-nucleotide messenger RNA. It is a transcript of the gene ZNF460, whose product is annotated as zinc finger protein 460. The transcript has 3 exons. Gene Ontology annotation, molecular function: DNA-binding transcription factor activity, RNA polymerase II-specific; RNA polymerase II cis-regulatory region sequence-specific DNA binding. Bases 435 to 2123 code for a protein of 562 amino acids. The record is from RefSeq and is a predicted model, not a curated record. Gene Ontology annotation, biological process: regulation of transcription by RNA polymerase II. NCBI's taxonomy places the organism in Eukaryota, Metazoa, Chordata, Mammalia, Primates, Cercopithecidae.